CCCCUCUCCACUCCCGCCGUCGGCCCUCGUCCGCGCGGCCACCCACCUUCCCGAUCCCCACCGGCAUGCCGUCGAACUCCGCCUGCCUCCCCUGACCCUCCACGCCGGACAAAUCGCCUCCUGUCGUCCCCUUGGCCCUGCUUUCCCCCGCCUCCGGCGAUUCGUCGCCGUCGCUGCCCCCCUCCCCAAGCUCCUGCGCCCCUCCUCCUUGACUCGUCCGUCCUCGUGUGUUCCCCAUCCCAUGGCGGACAUGUCGUCGCCGACUGGCCAGGCCCGGCCGGCGGCGCCGAUGGCGACGGCUGACCUGGAGGCCGCCAUCGCGGCGCUCCCCGUCAGGAAGCAGCGCCUGCGGGAGACCUUCGACCGCCUCGUCGCCUGCGCGCCGCCCCAUUACCAUCUCCCCUUCACCUGGGACGACAUCGACGCCCAUGUCUCCUCCCUCCACGCCUCCCUCUCCCUCCGCUUCCGCCAGAUGCAGCAGCAGCCCCACCCCGGCGCCCCCGUGUCCGCAACCGCGAUCCACGACGCCGAGCAGCCCCACCCCUGCGUGCCCGUGCCCGCAACCGCAACCCCCGCCGACGGGCAGCCCGACCCUUGCGUCCCCGUGUCCGCAACCCACGGCGAGUCCAUCCAGGAGGACGAGGAGAUGGUUAUGGAGGAUGAGGACGCCUCUCCUGUUCAAGAGGAUGAUAGAGUGGAGGACGCAGGCAUGGGCUUUGUGGGGGCGCCAUGGCGCCAGGCCGGAGGAACUCGUGAUCAAGAGUUUCCGGUUCCGGCGCGGGCUCACGCCCUGGACGCCGGCAGCCCUAUGCUUCGGCAGCCAUACACGGCGUUCCCGCCUGAAGUGCAUAGCCAGCUGAAUCUUCCUAUGCUCCAGCGACAACAACCAUACAUGCGGUACCAGCAGCAGGAGUUUCCUGCCAUGGCGGUGGCCAGGAAUACCUACAAUAUUCCUCCGAUGGUCCAGCAGCCGUACCCGUACCACAAUAUUCCUCCGAUGGUGCAGCGGCCGUACGUGCCGUACUUCAGGCAAGAAUUCUCCCCUGAUUUCAGGCAAGAAUUCUUCCCUGAUGAUGAUGUGACGAGGCAGCCCUUCAGACAAGAAUUCUCCCCUGGUUUCAGGCAAGACUUCUUCCCUGAUGAUGAUGUGACGAGGCAGCCCUUCAGGCAAGAAUUCUCCUUCAGGCAAGAAUUCUUCCCUGAUGUGACGAGGCAGGCCCGGAUGGGCAUUGACCAUGUGCUCCAGGAGCAGUACAUGGCAAUGGCGCACCAUCGACCGUACUCCCCACAGCAGCAGUACAUGGCGCACCACCAGCCACACUUCCCUGUUGCACAGGCUCCUAGUGCUCAUGGUCAGGGAUCAAACACUAAGCGUCGACCACCGAGCAAGACUACCGAUACGGACAACAUCAAUGUUCGUAGUAGCAAGCCAAGUAAGAAGAGCAGGAGGAAUUUCCACAAGCACCAUGGCAAACCAAAGCCAAACAAUGAGCCAUUUCAAAAGAAGACCAUAUAUGAUUAUUUUUGAUAGACAGCAGGAGCAUUGCCAUGAUUCCGGGAGACCUCCGUUGAUUUAGAGAAACAAGUGAAUACCAUUACAGAUGAAAAAACAAGUGAAGACCAUUACAGACGGAUUCCCAAACUAGCAAACACAAGUCCAAAGGCACCACCGUGUGGGCAACAUCCGCAAGGGCAACAUUUGUAAAAUUUGCUGUGUUAUGACGGUCGGCAGUGGCGGCAGGUCACUACGGAGCAAUGCAAGCGUCCACGAAAGUGUGAUGCCGACGACAUGCUCUUCUGGAUGUGAGCCGUGGAGGGGACGUAUGCGGGGAAAUUGCAGUGGCAUCUUUUCCUUCACAAGGAUGUGUGGGUGAGAAGGAUGACCCACUCUGCAUAUCAUUCUACGCAUACACGUGCUUCAAUUUGAUGGCUUGGUAGGCUGCCGGUCAGUGCCUCGCUUUGCUGGGCCGACACAUAGCAAUCAAAUAUGAAUCACAUGCCUAGCAUUGAGAAUAAUACUAUCCUCUCCCUAGGCUUUAUCAUUAUAUGUUGACAUAUGUUUUUAGUUCAACACAAAAAAUGGUGUCGUUUUGUGACCAUUUGCCUUUUGACAUGAUUUUCAUCAUACUAUUAUUUUCACUAUUAAAAAAGUAUU
Triticum urartu is the source of this 2155-nucleotide messenger RNA. Lineage: Eukaryota; Viridiplantae; Streptophyta; Magnoliopsida; Poales; Poaceae. The record is from RefSeq and is a predicted model, not a curated record.